Onychostoma macrolepis is the source of this 3078-nucleotide messenger RNA. RefSeq names its product potassium channel subfamily K member 13 (gene kcnk20). The record is from RefSeq and is a predicted model, not a curated record. The coding region runs from base 1439 to 2335 and encodes 298 amino acids. Gene Ontology annotation, cellular component: membrane. Gene Ontology annotation, biological process: potassium ion transmembrane transport; stabilization of membrane potential. NCBI's taxonomy places the organism in Eukaryota, Metazoa, Chordata, Actinopteri, Cypriniformes, Cyprinidae. Gene Ontology annotation, molecular function: potassium ion leak channel activity. The transcript has 3 exons.
AACAUGAAGAACUGGUGAGGUCAGGGGAAAGAGCUGUAAUCAAGGCAGGGUUAAUGGUCAACCUGGCAGAGAUCUUUGGAGUGUUCUCCAGCAAACAACUGCUUUCAAGGGAACAGUGUUAGGGGACGGACUGUAACAUACUCUAUUGAACUAAAACACAGUGUGCCACUGACAUUUCAAUGGCAGCAGAUCUACCGUAGCCAAUGUGUUUCUGUUUUUUCUUUGUUGUUGUUUUAAACGUGGGUGUUAUUGAAGAUCCCCUAAUCUGAGGAGUUUAAUAAUUGACAUAGGGGUCUGUAUGUGACAGCUUUAUAGAUUUGACCACUGGUGGUGUGUGUUGUGCAAGAAUCAUUGUACAAUGACGAUCUCUCUUCAGGGGCAGAGCACCAAAUGUGUGCCACCAACAGCUCAAUGUUACACUCAUACUGUAUGUCUGAUUAAAACUUCUAAACUGUGUAGCCUAGAAAUAUUGUUUGUUCAUUCUGAAUCAAAUUUAUUCCCCCUGCUGAAAAAAACAAUAGAACCCUACCCAAAACACAAUAGAAAAUUUAAUAGUUUUAAUGGUUAUAAUGGGAAUUGUAUUGGUUUUAAUGGAAACUAUAAUGGUGUCUAUUCUAUUGGUGGGAUGUUAAAUCCUUUUGGAAAAAUGCCCAAAACAAAAUACAAAAAGGAAUUUUGUAAUGGUUUUACUGGAAAAAGCUAAUGGCUUAUAAUGGUAUUUUAAUGGAAACCAUUGGAAUUUCUGUGAUGGUUUCUAUUGGGCUUCUACUGUUUUUUUUUUUGUUUUUUUUUUUGUUUUUUUAGCAGGGCCAUGCUUUCUGUCUGACCAGAUUUUCCACCGUUUUUAACAUUCUGAAAAACCCAUCUUUUCUAACUGCAGACGUUCAUCAGAUAUCUUCACUAAUUUGUUUCAGACCACUAUAGAUGCAGUCACAUUAGCAACAUUUUUGUUUUUGUGAGAUUUCGUUGGCAAAAUAUUCUGUUUUAUUAAUAGUGUAGCGACAAACUGUGUUACAUAUACAUACAUAAAAACAUGUUUUGUAUUUUCCGUUUUAAUUUAGAUUUUUUUUUUAAUUUGAGUAAUUUUGUUGUUGUCACGCAAUAGGCCUACUCCGAUCACGCGGAUUCAAACUGAAAUAGCCCGCGAAAUUUCGCUGCACAACGGUUAAAAUUAAACGUUUAUGCCACAUAGCUCGCGCUUAACAAUUUUGUAGAUGACAACACCACGAAAGUGAUCUAUACGAUCUAUACAAGUAGAAAUUGAGGUCCUCGGCCAUGAUAACUUUUUACAAAUCGAAAUAUUAGACCUUCAGAACUGGAGGCACACUGCAGAUGGAACAGACAGCUGGCCGAAUUUGUUCAGGAUCACCGGGUUCCCUCGGAGGACUUGCGUGAGCUGCUGGGACACUAUGAGGAGGCCAUUGCCGCCGGGAUUCGGAUGGAAGCACGGAGACCUCGAUGGGACUUCUCAGGAGCUUUUUACUUUGUGGCAACUGUAGCCAGCACUAUUGGUUUCGGGAUGGCAGCACCCGCUACACUGAAUGGAAAAAUCUUCCUUAUCUUCUAUGGGCUGAUAGGCUGCGCAGCCACCAUUCUGUUCUUCAACCUCUUUCUGGAACGCAUGAUAACGCUGAUUACAUUCCUCACACGCAGAUGUCGAAAGCAAAAACAAAAAACUAAGCUGAGUAAAAGACACAUUGUCCCCAAUUUGAACACACAACCAGAACAUGGAGAAGAGCAGGAGUACUGGAAACCUUCUGUUUACUAUGUAACCCUCAUUUUGGCAACAGUUGCCAUUCUGGUGAACUGCGGAGCAUCAGGUCUGUACUCAGCCAUGGAGGAUUGGAGCUACCUAGAUUCUAUGUACUUCUGCUUCGUGGCUUUCAGCACCAUGGGUUUUGGGGACAUGGUGAGCGGACAGAAGGCCCACUAUGAAACACGUUGGGUCUACCAGAUAGCCAACUCUUUAAUGAUCAUCCUUGGCGUGAGCUGCACCUACUCUCUUUUCAGCAUCGCUGCCAUCAUCAUCAAACAGAUGUUGAACUGGAUUUUGGCCAAGCUGUUCAGCCUGCAUUGCUGUCGGUCUCAGGGCUGCUGCUUCAUCACAAGUUUGAAAGUCAAAGAACCGGCCAAUCAGCAGAUACAGAACACAAGCAACCAUCAUGGCACCCGUCAUGUGGUCAAGGCCUCUCUCCCCUCCAAGAGCAAGUGUAAGUGUGCCAGCACUGCAGUAGAAACUGUGUGCCAGAGCUUGGACACAGCAAACAGUGGCCCAACCUUUGAACACGAAAUCAGAGAUUCAUACCAACUUUCGAAGGAUGAUGCAAGUUUUUGAUGCUCUCAGCAAGAACUGUCACCUUAGUCAUCAUCAUAAUGUGCGGGAGGAUGUGAGAACAGUUGCAAUGUCAAUUCAUCAUCAGCAAGAGACAAACAUCAAUGCAAAGCCAGUACUGUAAAAAAUCUGUACGUAAAAAGAAAUGCAGUGAAGACUUAUAAACAGUAAGCUACAGUAUGUAAAAAAAUAUAUUAGAUUUAAUAGGUGAAUGCAUUUCAUUUUAUUUGGAAGUUAAAAGUGUAAAUUACCUUGUAAUUUAGGGUGCAAAUCUAUGUUAUAGAUUUAACAUAUGUACUUUACUUUUACAGUAAAAUUAUCUUUAUUUUACAAUAAAGGACAUUCUGAACUAAAUUAAAUCUCCAACUUGUGAAGGGAAAUGUCACGCUAUUAGUUUUUGUAAAAACAUUAAUAUACUUGUUUGUUUCACCAUAAUAUCCCCACAAUGCAAUGAAAUUGUAAAAAUAUUGAUUUAAAAUGAACUAAUUUUAUUCAUUAAUAAAAAGGUCAAACUCUUAAACCAACCAGCCAGUUCUGAAAUAAAUAAAUUAAGGUAUUCUGAAUUGGAUUUUUCAUUUAUUUCCCUUACCUGCAGUCAUUAGGUCCUAUCAUUCUAUCAUAUAUCAUUCUAUAACAUUUGAACAAGUUUUCCAGCCUAUAUUAUUGUUAGUUUAUAAAAUAUAUUUUUUAUUCAAAAUGUAAGUUAGAAAUUGACUUAAAGAUGCACAUAAUUAUUUCAAUGAGGU